CAAACCCCACCCAACACAACCCGCCACCCCCUCAUAUUACCCAACCCAACCCCGGGAGGAGUCAUUGCCCUCCGCUGUUUCCCAAUAUCCUCCAAUUCCGCGCCGUCAUAUCCCCCGCAAUCACAAACACCCAAAGAUAUAUCCAAUUUGUAAUGGCAUCACCGAGCUCUCCGGUCAAGAAGCGGCCGAGGACUCAAUCCCUCCCACCGCUACCAAGCCUCACAGCGGAGCAAGCGGUUCCCAUCUCGGCUGAAGAUAGAGAUUCCAAACGGCUAAUUGUCGUCCUGGCACGGGCAUGCCUCGAAACCCACAAAGUUUCGGCCAACGGAGGAGAGAAGUACGUCCUCCUCAACUCAGACGAUCACAUUGGAGUUUUGAAAAAGAUGGGUCGGGAUAUCAGUGACGCUCGGCCAGAUAUCCUCCAUCAGUGCCUUCUCACACUACUAGACAGCCCCGUGAACAAAGCUGGAAAGCUCCAGGUCUACAUCCAAUCCACCAAGGGCGUCCUCAUCGAGGUGAACCCUACGGUGCGAAUACCCCGGACAUUCAAGCGCUUCGCUGGUCUUAUGGUGCAGCUGCUACACAAACUAUCCAUCCGGUCGACCUCCUCCAGCGAGAAACUACUCAAGGUUAUUAAGAAUCCCGUUUCUCAGUACCUCCCGCCGAAUUGCCGCAAGGUGACGCUGUCUUGGGAAGCGCCCGUUAUGAAUGUCCGGGAGUAUAUUUCCGGGCUUGAGGACGAUGAGAGCAUCUGUGUUGUUGUGGGCGCCAUGGCGAAGGGGAAGGACGACUUUGCCGAUGGGUGGGUUGAUGAGAAGAUUGGUGUGAGCAAUUACUCGUUGUCGGCGAGUGUCGCUUGCAGUAAGUUUUGUCAUGCUGCCGAGGAUGUUUGGGGGAUAUUGUAGUACUUCCCUCCUUCCUUGUCCAAGUACUGGUGCUUGUUGAUAACUCUUUUGUGUUCCCUAUCGGUGUUUUUAUCUUUUGAACGGCCAUAAUCCGUUUUUACCUGUCCUGCUUUCCCCCGCCCCCACUCCCCCCACUCUUCUAGUAAAACCCCACACAAAAAAACAUACAAAAUGGGCGCCCUACAAAUAACAAAAAAGCAGAGGGAAAAUUAUCAACCCAUGGCAUUCAACAGGCACUGGGUGCAUAGUUUUCCAAUUUCAUUUUUUUAGAUUCAUUCUCAUUUUUCUUUCUAGGGAUUCUUUUUUGUUUUAAAAAAGGAGAAGGGCGGAUACCUCAACGUAUAUUAUUGUUGUCAAUGUUGGUUAUCAUUACUCCCAUUAUCGUGUUUCGCGAUAUGCUACUUUUGCUGGGGCGCGGUGCAGUAGUAGUCUAAUUUUCAAUAGUACUUAUACCACCAUA
Molecule: messenger RNA, 1365 nt
Organism: Tuber melanosporum (Perigord truffle)
Lineage: Eukaryota; Fungi; Ascomycota; Pezizomycetes; Pezizales; Tuberaceae
Exons: 2
Coding region: 153-905 (250 amino acids)
Biological process (GO): rRNA base methylation
Cellular component (GO): nucleolus; small-subunit processome
Molecular function (GO): rRNA (pseudouridine) methyltransferase activity; rRNA binding
Source: RefSeq, a predicted model, not a curated record